Messenger RNA from Paramuricea clavata, 1219 nucleotides. NCBI's taxonomy places the organism in Eukaryota, Metazoa, Cnidaria, Anthozoa, Malacalcyonacea, Plexauridae. The record is from the annotation of a GenBank genome assembly.
AUUGCAUCACAGUUAGCUGUUUUGAUAUCAAAAGUAGCAAGGGUUGAAACAAAGUCCUGGACAGAAUUGAUGCCGACACUGUUACAGGUAUUGCCUAUUGGAUGAUUAAUAUGGUUGGGUACUUUUGUUUGUAUUGUUCAUUUUCAUUUAGAUUAUUUAUUUACAUUUUACAAAAUUGUUUGUGAUGUUACUCAGAGUGUAUAUCCACACCGGGCAAGCUUGAAAAUAUGCCUCAGUGGACACGGUGGGAAUCGAACCUACGACCUUUUGAAUACUAGCCCAAUGCUCUGCCAACUGAGUUACGCGGUCAGGAUGGUUCGAGUAUGUGAUAUUUCGGAACUGAGUCUAGUUUCUUGAUAUCGAAGGAACUAGACUCGGUUCCGAAAUAUCACCUACUCGAACCGACCUGACCGCGUAGCUCAGUAGCUUUAUAGUUGUUAUGAAUAUUUAAUGUAUGUUCUGAGCCAGAGUAUAAAGGUCAGCGUAUGACCCACAGAAUGUAAACAUUAUCUCGACCGCCAUAUUUGUAAAAUGUUAGGUACAAUUUUAAGUAGAAUAAAGCCUAUUAAAACUGCAUCUUUCGUAGUUUUCUCACAACAAUUUAUUCAACUUAAACUAUGGAUAAAGUAUUACGUCCUGCGUAGCUCCUGCGUCCGCGUAGCUCAAAGACUUGACAAAACUGAAACUCAUUGGAUGAAAUAAAACAUUUUGUAAAUAUAUAAUCUAGAUGAACUUUGGUGGCGCAAUCGUCAGCGCAUGCGUCUUUCACCUGUGAGUUCGUGGGUUUGAUUCUCGCUACGGACUCAUGUGAAAAGAGUCAGUCAACCCUCUGACGAAAGUCGUGGGUUUUCUCCGGGUGCUCUGGUUUCCUCCCACAGGGAAAGUUGACAGGGUGGGUUAGGAUAAACACAGUUAAGAAAGUAAUAUCACAAUUGUUGUAAAGAUAAAAUAGUCUAGGUUCAGUAAGUAAUUAGGUAAGAGUAAUACUUGAUGUAAAGCACAUUUGAUCAUAUACACAUGCGCUAUAGAAAUGCUAAUCGUAAAUUUACGUAUAAGAUUCAAAUGAGCAUUUUUCAUCUUCAAGGGUCUUCAGAAUCCCGAUGCAAUGUAUCGACUGAGGUCGUUGCUUAUAUUUCAACAUGUUGUGAAGAUGAUGGCUUCGAAAAGAUUAUGCACGGAUAAAGAAAAUUUUAGAGAGGUAUUUAUAACACUUGUGUGA